Fusarium sp. VM40 is the source of this 1275-nucleotide messenger RNA. The record is from the annotation of a GenBank genome assembly. Lineage: Eukaryota; Fungi; Ascomycota; Sordariomycetes; Hypocreales; Nectriaceae.
AUGGCACAAGCUGAACAGCUCCCAACUCUCCUACGAACCCAUGAGAUCGCCCUAACCCCAUGGAAGACUCUGUAUAAGUGGCUUCCACCUUUCUCUGACGACAAAGACUGGUGGUGGAAGACUCUCGGGCAACAACUCACCACUCUUCUUACUCAGGCCAAUUAUGACCUGAACGAGCAGUAUGAAGCUCUACUGUUCUUGUACCGAUGGGUUAUCCCCGGUAUGGGACCCAGACCACGGUCAACUGUGGCAUCGUGGAAAAGCUUCAUGACUGAUGACCAUUCUCCUAUUGAGUACAGCUGGAAGUGGAGCUUUGGUAGCAAGAAGCCUGAAAUUCGAUAUGCCAUCGAGCCCAUUAGCCCCCUUGCUAGAAGUGUGCAAGAUCCAUUCAACCAAGCUGCUACACAGACUCUUAUGCACAAUCUUGCCAAAUUCAUGCCUGAACUUGAUUUGACUUGGUACGAUCAUUUCUGGCGUGAGCUUCUGGGCCCUGGAACACCAGCCGCGUCUACUGCUGGGGGUACGGGAGGCACUUCAACCAUGUUCGUUGCCUUAGAGAUGCUUCACGAUCAUUUAUCUGUCAAAGUUUACUUUAUACCGGUUGAGACACCUGAGCUCAGUGCCUGGCACCAGGUAAACCGAGCUAUCAGAAACUUAGAAUAUCAAAGUCUUGAGUCUUUGAACCACAUGGAAUCAUAUCUCUCAAAUGACGAGGACGGGUGCCAGCUCCGCCCUUUCAUGCUGGCAAUAGACUGCGUCAAACCAGAAGCUUCACGGCUAAAGAUAUACGCGAGGUCGACUCAGACAUCCUUCCGCUUCAUUCGAAACGUCAUGACUGUUGGUGGACUACGGACCGGCUUGGACCAGUCUUUAGACAAUUUCUACGAUUUGUGGAAACGCACUCUUGGCCUCGACCCUGAUUCUUCACCUGAAUCAGAGUUACUAGCAGUGAAUCACCCAACAUCUGGGGCUGUGUUUCACUUUGACGUUGGCCCCAAAUCGCCCAUUCCUGACGUUAAGGCGUAUAUCCCUGUUCGUCAUUAUGCUAGAAAUGAUCUGGAAGCUGCACUUGGACUUCUUGGGUUUCUCGAAGACCAUGGGCGUGGAAAUCACUCGCAGUCGUAUCUCCGCGCAUUGCAUGCUUUGGCGCCGUCAGGAAGUCUUGGCCAAACUAUUGGACUGCAAACUUACUUUGCAGUUGCGUGUCAGGGUGAUGUUUUAUCUCUGACCUCAUACCUCAACCCUCAGUUCUAUGCAGCUUUUGAGGAAUCAUGA